This is a messenger RNA of Actinia tenebrosa (Australian red waratah sea anemone), 746 nucleotides long. RefSeq lists its product as uncharacterized. The record is from RefSeq and is a predicted model, not a curated record. NCBI's taxonomy places the organism in Eukaryota, Metazoa, Cnidaria, Anthozoa, Actiniaria, Actiniidae.
GAAACCAUUAGUUUUCCCAUCAGUUUGUUUUUUUCAGCUAACGUUAAACAACACUGACUUACCUCUCAGUCUGCUCAUUCUGUAGCCAAUCACCUUACUAUGUUGAUCUACGCUGUAUUUCUUGUCUUGGCCAUUGUGACCAGUGCCGAGGUGGCCGACGUGUCCGAGGUGGCCGAUGUGUCCGAGGUUAUUGAUGAUCAAGGUCAGCAAAACUGUUGGGAGACCGGCUGGGUGAAAAUUAGCCAUCACACUGUCUGUUUCGAACCGAAAGGCAACCGCUACGGAUCGUUUAACAACUAUAUCCGAGGAGGAAUGGUAACGGCCAUUAAACUGGAGUACGUAUCGGGAAAGGUGCGCUGUAUCGGGGGAGUGGAGUACGACAGUCGGUGGGGAUGCUAUAAUUAUGCUCCCUUUAAAAAUUAUCCCCUCGAUGUCAUUGUGACGGACGAUAACGACAAUAUUUUGUUUCCUAAGAAAGAAUAUAUCAAGCACACCGCUGGUUUAUGGUAUUGGUCGCCGUUCGUUAACCCCUUGGAUUCCGAUGAGUUGAUCUUUACAGAUUACCGUACACCAUUUUACUUCCCCUUGGAUAAAGAAAUGAGGAUCUGGUACGGAGAAGAUCUGAAGAACUGGGSCGAAGGCGACAACGCUGGUCGUGUUUGCGUCAAUGUGUACGCUAGAUUCAAGUUAUAGAAUGUUUGUCAAUGUCAAUUUGCGAACCCAAUAAAACCAGUUAAUAAACCGAA